AAAAAAGGUCUGAGCUUUGAGGAGAAAAGAGCUCGCAUGAUGGAGAUCUUUUUUGAAACAAAAGACGUGUUCCAGUUGAAGGAUAUAGAGAAGAUUGCUCCAAAAGAAAAAGGGAUUACCUCGAUGUCAGUGAAAGAGAUUCUGCAGAGCUUAGUUGACGAUGGCAUGGUGGACACUGAUAGAAUUGGAACUUCCAAUUAUUUCUGGGCUUUUCCAAGUAAAGCUCUUCAUGCCAGGAAGCGUAAAUUGGAAGAAUUGGAGUCUCAGUUUGCUGAAAGCAGUCAGAAAAAAGAGGCUUUACAAAAAAGCAUCGAGAAAUCAAAAAUUGGACGUGAAGAUAGU
Messenger RNA from Leptosomus discolor (cuckoo roller), 342 nucleotides. NCBI's taxonomy places the organism in Eukaryota, Metazoa, Chordata, Aves, Leptosomiformes, Leptosomidae. The record is from RefSeq and is a predicted model, not a curated record.